UGUUUGGCACAUGCCUCGUGAGGUUUGAUAAGGAGAAUAUUUUGACAACGAUGCGUUACAGGUCGAUCGAAAAGAUAUUUGCCUUCAUUGUGCUGCUUUCGAGUGGCGUGUACAUUUACAAUGUCAGGGUGUUCAGCAGACGCUGCGAUGCAGGAAUUCUCAGGUGCAAUUUCGCGCUGUGGCUGAAGGAGAAGACUCUCUUCUACGAACGGAUCCAGCGAAGCCACGCGGACGCGAUGUCGCUCGACGCCACCGUGGCGACGGCGGCGGCGACGACGGCGGCAGCGACGACGAGGGCGGCGGGGACGGCGAGGGCUGGCGGCUCCCUGCCCUGGGAUCCCGACCUCAGGGAGGACGAGAUGCUGGCGGCGAAGGAGUGGCUGCUGGCGAAGAAAAAGUACAACAUCAGCUUGGACAAGGAUGAUGAUUACUUUCGCGAGAGCAACACGCUGGCGGACAACUGCUCCGCGAGUCUGCGCAGGGUGGUGGGCAGGAAGCCACUCCUGCAAGGUAUGUUUGACUUCAACAUACCGGUCCUGCUGCGCAAGGGACACUUCAGCCCAGAGGAGUUUGAUCGCCUUUCAAAGUACCGCACUCCGUACGGCUGGAAGGGAAUGAACAGGACUGAUGUUGAAGACGCCGUGGACGUGCUGAGCCACCCGGAGUGCCGGGAGAUGUUUCCCCACCGCCUGCCUGAUGGCGGCGGCGGAGGACGCGACGCCGAGAAGUGCGUCCGCUGCGCCGUUGUCGGGAACGGAGGGAUCCUCAAUGGGUCCAUGAUGGGAGAGGAAAUCGAUUCCCACGACUACGUGUUCAGGGUAAACGGGGCGAUCACGGCGGGCUUCGAGCGAGAUGUUGGCAAUCGGACAUCCUUCUACUUUUUUUCAACCAAUACCAUGAAGAAUUCCAUGAGAGCAUACAGAAAAUUUGGGUUCAUGCACCCUCCCUGGUCUAAGGAAACUCGAUACGUAUUCGUUCCUUGCGGCCACCAGGACUACUACAUGGUGACCGCUGCCUCCCGACGUGCCGUGGUCAAUAAAGGGCCGGAUAAAAAGGACAAACCCUGGAAUUAUUUUGGAAAUGAAGAUGUCGACAGGAAAUUCAAAAUGCUGCAUCCGGAUUUCUUGCGAUACCUAAAAAAUAAUUUUUUGCCUUCGACACGUCUUCAAACGAAGUUUAAAGACCUCUAUAGGCCAAGCACAGGCGCCAUAGCCCUGCUCACAGCUCUGCACACCUGUGACCAGGUUUCCGCCUAUGGGUUCAUAACCAGCACCUACAAGCACUUCCCCGACCAUUACUAUGACCAAAAGCAGAAGCUCGUUUUCUAUGCCAACCAUGACCUCAACUUUGAGAGGAUGCUUUGGAAGAUGCUCCGGAAAUCACAAGUCAUGACCCUUUUUCAAGGAAAACCUCCAAAGAAAUUAUAGUAGAUUUUUUUAAUUCUAGAUUUGAAGCUUUCGUGACUGCAAUGAUUCAUA
Messenger RNA from Lethenteron reissneri (Far Eastern brook lamprey), 1478 nucleotides. RefSeq names its product alpha-N-acetylgalactosaminide alpha-2,6-sialyltransferase 2-like. The record is from RefSeq and is a predicted model, not a curated record. Gene Ontology annotation, molecular function: sialyltransferase activity. Lineage: Eukaryota; Metazoa; Chordata; Hyperoartia; Petromyzontiformes; Petromyzontidae.